GCCCAGCCGUGGACUCUCACUGCAGUUGCUGGCGAGAGGUACAGCUGUGCAGCUGAAGCAUGUGCGCGGAGCCAGCUGAGCGGAAGGCGGAAGAUGGUGACUCGGGCUCGGGGCGGUUUGGCGCCACCGUCGCUGCCACUGCCUUUGUGUUGGCGUUGAUCUGGCUCUCCACGGCGGUGGAGGAGAGGGAGAAGAUCUCGUCUUCCCUGCUCGGGAGGUGGCAAGGACAAAGAGAAGAGCAGCAGACGGGCAGCUACUGCUGGGCCGCAGUCGGCGCCGCUCUCGCACUGCUGCUGCAGCGGCUCUGGCGGUUGAUCAGCAAGUGGGCGGGUCGCUCCUGCGAGUCAGCCAACACGCCACCUGCUGCCGUACACCAGAAGACGCUGGCAGCGGACCUGGGCGCGCUCCUUCAGUCUGGACAUUCUGCUGACGUCACCAUAACGGUGGGGGACAGCACGCUGAGGGCGCACAGGGCUAUCCUGGUGGCCAGGAGUCCCGUGUUCGCGGCCAUGAUGGCCCACGACUGCCUGGAAUCCAGUAGUGGCCACAUUUCCAUCACCGACAUCGAGCCGGAGGUGCUGAGCCAGCUGCUGGUGUUCUUGUACACGGACGAGGCUCAGUUGGACCCCCGGCUGGUCCUGAAACUCCUAGUAGCCGCCGACAAGUACCAGGUGCACAGUUUGAAGGAACAGUGCGAGUACGUAGUCUCCCGGAGCCUGCGCGUGGAGAAUGCGGUGGCGUGUGCGGUGCUCGCCAUACAGCACUCCUGCUCGUGUCUCACGGAAUCCUCUGCGCGCUUCAUUGCGGCCCACCUCAAGCAGGUGAUGGCCACCGAGGGGUGGGCCACGGCUGUGCGGAGGCACCCGGAGCGCAUGGUGGAGGUCAGUCGCCUGGUUGCCGCAGUUUCCUCAGAUACCAGGUCUGAAGAUCACCACAGGCGAGGUCGAACCCGGUUACCAGAAUAACUAGUCACCGUGUGGCUGCAGCCUGCCCCCACAUGGAACCAGAAGCGCCCAGUGUGAACACAGGUGUAAAUGGAAUCACCCGCACCCCCAGAUGUCGAGGAACAGGCAUGGACCUACAUGCAUGCCUCUGCUUGUGUGUCAGGCAAGCACAGGCACACGGCGACUAGGCGCGAGUCGCACAGGUGCAAACACACCCUAAGGGUGAAGCUCACAGUGUGAAUGCCUAAAGGCAAACCUCAAAAGGUUUCCACAACAGUUGAACCGGUGUUUAUUUCAAUCUAAUGUACAAAGGCUACUCAGGGAAGUGAUGCGCCAAACGCUCCAGAAUUUGAAACUGUGUACUGGACCAGGUGUACAGCCCAGAAUCUGUUUUGCAGAGGUCUUGCAUUCGAGUCUCCGCCAAGCAUUCAGCUUUAACCCACCAGAAAGUUUCAAAUCAACACACUCCACUGCAGAUCUAAAAUACAUUCUGGAAAGUCUGGUAGCACUUCUCAAAUCAGUUAGAUGUUGUCAUGUCGAUGUUAAUGGGUAUUAAAAGGAUUUAUAGUCAGACUGAAAGCAAUAACUGCAAAAUAGACAGAUGAGGUAAAGCAACUAUUAAGCAAGCUGAAGCAUUUAAUAAGCAUGCUGAAGGGGUUAACAAGCAGCUUUAGACAGUAAUAAGAGAUACUCGUGGGUAAUGUGUAAUUAAAUCUGGCAGAAACUAAUUUUGCUUUUCUGACCUAUCAGCUGGGGACAGUACAUGGUCAGCUAACGGACUGAGGUGUUGCAGUUAAAAUCCUAUGAGACUUACCAACAGUGUGGGCAACCAGCUUGCAUCGAAAAAUGUAGACUGAAAACUUAAUAAAAACUGAGCUCAAAAAACCACAAAUUAAAGGAAACCAAGACACACACUGAGAUUUGAUAACAAAAUAACCCACAAACAGAGAAUGCAAGGAAGACAUGUGGCAUACAGAAUAAAACAUACACCACAGAAAAGAUUAAAAACAUCCAACAUACCAUACAAGAUAUCAACAAAGCAGGCAUAUACCAGUUAAUGUGCAUAGAUUGUGAUUCAGUAUAUAUGGGACAGAUAGGUAAAAAUUUCAGAACAAGACACAUUUAAGAGUAGGUAUAGGUCAUAGUUAAAGGCUCUGAGGUGGAGUUGCCCCAAAAUUUACAUUUCUCAGUAAUGACUUACAGAAUUUAAAUUUUCACAUAUUACAACAAUCAAAAUAUUUAAACUGUUGAUACUGACUGAUGUUUUCUGAACACAUUGUAGUUACGACUGCACCAUGAAAUGUCGUUAGCUCAUGUGGAUGAGCUUCUACAGUUCACAUGGGCACCUAGAAGGCUCAGCAUGAGUACAACUUGCAAGACGCUGUAUUGGAUUUCGCUCUAAUCUGUUGAAGCCCCUAUUUGGUGGGUUUUAUUCUACUUGUCUGGCGAAGUUAAUUCAAGUACCCUAGUUCCUCCACCCACCAGUCCUUCCCUAUUGUACUACUCACCUCCUCCUCACCCCUCACCCGCCUCAUCUGCCAUUUCCCUGCCCUUAGUGACCCCUUAUCCCCUCCCCUACCUGUC
Molecule: messenger RNA, 2528 nt
Organism: Schistocerca americana (American grasshopper)
Lineage: Eukaryota; Metazoa; Arthropoda; Insecta; Orthoptera; Acrididae
Product: speckle-type POZ protein-like
Exons: 6
Coding region: 60-965 (301 amino acids)
Biological process (GO): regulation of proteolysis; proteasome-mediated ubiquitin-dependent protein catabolic process
Cellular component (GO): cytoplasm; nucleus
Molecular function (GO): ubiquitin protein ligase binding
Source: RefSeq, a predicted model, not a curated record